AUGGGAGAGGAGCUUACCUCACUUGUUGUGGAUAAUGGAUCGGGAAUGGUGAAGGCUGGUCUUGCAGGGAAUGAUGCCCCCAGCGCCGUGUUCCCUUCUAUAGUCGGUCGUCCCAAACACCAGGGAAUUAUGGUUGGGAUGCAAGACAAAGAGUGUUACGUCGGCGACGAGGCACAAAGCAAGAGAGGAAUCCUUAUCCUUAAGUAUCCUAUUGAACACGGAAUCAUCACCAAUUGGGAUGACAUGGAGCGUGUAUGGCACCACACAUUCUACAACGAAUUGCGUGUCGCGCCAGAAGAGCAUCCCGUUUUGUUGACGGAAGCGCCGCUCAAUCCGAAAGCGAAUCGAGAAAAAAUGACGCAAAUGAUGUUCGAAACAUUUUCAGUUCCGGCGUCCUACAUCGCAAUCCAGGCCGUUCUGUCGUUGUACGCGUCUGGUCGUACGACUGGAAUAGUUAUGGAUUCCGGCGAUGGUGUAUCGCACACUGUCCCAAUCUACGAAGGAUACGCUCUCCCUCAUGCAAUUCUUCGACUUGAUCUCGCUGGCCGAGAUUUGACGCACCACAUGAUGACAAUCCUCACUCAGAGAGGAUACGCGUUCACCACAACUGCAGAAAGAGAAAUCGUCCGAGAUAUCAAAGAAAAACUCUGCUACGUUGCGCUUGACUUCGACGCCGAAAUCAAAGCAGCGAACGAUGGAAGCGCCGAGAUUGAGAAGUUGUAUGAGCUGCCAGACGGGCAAGUCAUUACCGUUGGAACGGAACGCUUCCGCUGCCCUGAAGCGCUGUUCCAGCCAAGUCUUGUCGGAAAGGAAGCCCAAGGAAUCCAUCAGACAACAUUCGAAUCCAUUCAGAAGUGCGAUGUCGAUAUUCGACGCGAUCUCUUCGGAAAUAUUGUGCUGUCUGGCGGAACGACGAUGUACGAAGGAAUUGCGGACAGAAUGAUCAAAGAAAUCUCCGCGUUGACCGCAUCGUCCAUCAAAGUGAAGGUUAUUGCUCCACCAGAGAGAAAAUACUCCGUGUGGAUUGGAGGGUCGAUUCUUUCGUCACUCUCGACUUUCCAAAGCAUGUGGAUCACGAAGGAGGAAUACGAUGAAUCGGGACCUUCUAUUGUCCAUCGUAAAUGCUUCUAA
Condylostylus longicornis is the source of this 1131-nucleotide messenger RNA. RefSeq lists its product as uncharacterized. The record is from RefSeq and is a predicted model, not a curated record. Lineage: Eukaryota; Metazoa; Arthropoda; Insecta; Diptera; Dolichopodidae. Bases 1 to 1131 code for a protein of 376 amino acids. The transcript has 3 exons.